UCUUUUUGAUGGAACUAAAUGGAUCAUGUUGGAGAUGUUUCUGGAAGUUCUAAACAACUCUGUAUGAACAGGGUGUGUCUGCUGGGUGUAGAAUGUUUACCUGAAAUUUUAUGAGAAUUUUUCAUGUCUGGUUAAUGAUCCCAGAGAAUAAUUGUUGAGAUAUUGUUGCUUAAAUUAGUUUUACAUUUAAUUAUAGUCAUUUACCUGUAUACUGAAGCUCAUCAGAAUUUUUUUGAAGGUAAUGUAUGCAUUUCCGAUUACAUGGAUGUGGGCUGAUAGGGGUUUUUUAUUGACAGGCAUGAUGGCCAUGACACAUUAUUAAAGGGUCAUUGCCUCUUCAUAAAAGGAGGAAGAUUUCUAUCUCAGAUUUUGUUUGAUCACCUGUUGAUCUUUCUUACAGCGAUUUAUUGAUUAAUUGGCAGCGUGAUAAGAAAGAUUGCACAAUAACUGGGUUAUUACAUGAAUAUUAAUAAGGCUAGUUUAACUAAGAAAUACACUGGGUAUGAAUAUAUGAUUGAAUAUUUAUGACUGUUGGUUGUGGCAGCUGUAUGCUAGGCAUUCUACAAUAGUGUAUUGAUUAGAUAACAGUCUGUUAGACCAGUCAUUGUGUUUGUAAUGGUUUAAGUAUUCCAGCAGACUCACAAGUAUUCCAGUUGUUAAAACAAACAAAACUUGCCAAUAUUAUUGUUAUACCUGAAGGAAUCAUUGUGUGGAAUCAUUGUAUGGAUUAAUUAUUACUCUUGACAAAUUGCUCAGUAUUAAUAGGAUUUUUUUUAUAUGAAACAAGUUCGAGAAUUAUGCUGACUCUGGAAAUGAAAAUGUGUUCAACAUGUGUGAAAACUUAAGUCAAGAAAUGUGAAUUAACAGAAGAAUCAGUGGAAUAUUAUGCUGUAGAUAUUUUUUCUUCAUCAGUGGAUAAAUAAUAUAAAGAAGGAAAUAAAAUGUAUCAAGGAAUGGUACUAGCUGUUCAUCCGAACAGAGAUCAGCUUUGUAUGAUUGCAAGAUGGAGUAAAUUAUGGAGAUUGAUACAGGAUGGUGAAUGUGACACUUGUGCUGAUUUUGUGGUAGACAGUGACCUUGACCUAGAUUCAAACUCGACCUUUGACUCCAAAGUCAAGAAAUUCCUAAUGGAUAGGUCUAUAUUAAAGGUUCAUCUUCCAAAUGGAGGAUUCAACAUGGUGAAAUAUGGAGACGCCACAGAUGUCAAGGAUAUCAUUAAGCUUGUUGUAGGGCGUCUAGCUGCUGGGGACAGAUAUUUUGCAAAAUGUUUUGCAUUAAAGUUGGUACACACAAACUCCCGGGAAUGUUACUGGUUACACAACAAUCUGACCAUGUAUCAAGUCAAACAGAAGUACGAAGCCUCCAGACCCCCAGAUGAAUGGAGGUAUGAGCUGAGAGUGAGAUACCUGCCAAAAAGUUUUCAAGAACUCUACUCAAAAGAUAAAGUGACAUUCUACUAUUUAUAUGAUCAGGUUCGGAAUGAUUACAUGAAAGAAUUAGCAGAACAAAUUGACCAUGACAUGGCCAUCAAACUAGGUUGUAUAGAAAUGAGGCGAUUCUUCAAGGAUAUGCCUCAAGUAGCUUUAGACAAGAAGUCCAACUUUGAGUAUCUGGAGAAAGAAGUCGGACUGAAAAGGUUCCUGCCUAGAAAUGUGAUAGACUCUAUGAAGUCCAAAAAUUUGCGGAAGGCGAUUCAGCAACAUUUCAAAGCAUAUGCUCAGUUGUCGGAGUCGGAAUGUGUGUAUAAAUUCUUCGAAACAUUGUCCAGAGUGAACAGAUUCAACCAGGAGAGAUUUAAAUGUGCAUUAGGUUCUGGUUGGAGUAUAUCAAUGGAGCUUGUUAUAGGACCAGAUGUUGGCAUUAGCUACCUCACAGAGAAGGCUUCCACGCCUACUCACAUGGCAGACUUUUCUCAAGUGCAGUCAAUACAGACGCUCAGUCUCGAUGACGGUAAAGGCGUGUUACAGUUGCGUAUAGCUGGAGCCGCAGAGCCUCUCACCAUAACGUGUGCCUCGCUGGCCGAGGCUGAGGAUAUGGCAGAUUUGAUAGACGGAUAUUGUAGACUGGUGCACGAUAUACAAGGAUCGUUCUGGACCAAAAAAGUUUCUGGCAAUGCAAAAUCCCCUGUUAUUGAGCUGAGAGAAACAUCACCCAAAGAAGAAACAGUUCCUCCAUCCCCUAAGAUCAGUACAAACAAGAAAGAUGGAGUGAAUAAGCUAGGGGAGCCACUUAGCCCUAAUGAAAGAAUAUCAGAUUACGCUGAAAUUGUAGAGGAUGAGGGUGACUACAGCUCUCCUGAUGGAAAAAAAAGAAAGGGAAAGAAAAAGAAAACACAUGACUAUGAGAUUUCUCGAGAACGGAUAAGUUUACUAGAUAUCCUUGGUAAUGGCCAGUUUGGAGAUGUACACAAAGGGGUUUAUAGAGAAAAGGAUGGCAAUGAGGUUCCAGUAGCUGUGAAGACAUGUAAGGAAGAUAAUGAAGAAUCUAUGACAGAAAAAUUCCUGGAGGAAGCUUAUAUAAUGCAGCAGUUUGACCACCCACAUAUAGUCAAGCUGAUAGGUAUAUGUUCAGCAGCACGGCCAGUAUGGAUUAUAAUGGAACUUGCCAGACAUGGCGAGAUGAGAGCAUACUUACAAAACAACAAGCAUAGAUUAGAUCUUACCACACUGAUCAUGUAUGCAUUUCAACUCAGCACAGCACUGUCCUAUUUGGAGAGCAAAAAAUUUGUACAUAGGGAUAUAGCAGCGAGGAAUGUUUUAGUGUCUGCCCAUGACUGUGUUAAACUAGGAGACUUUGGAUUGUCUAGAUGGGUGGAGGAACAAAGCUAUUACAAAGCAUCCAAGGGAAAGUUGCCUAUUAAAUGGAUGGCACCAGAAUCUAUAAAUUUCAGACGUUUUACAUCAGCAAGUGAUGUAUGGAUGUUUGGUGUUUGUAUUUGGGAAAUACUGAUGUAUGGUAUAAAGCCAUUCCAAGGUGUGAAGAACAAUGAUGUGAUAGGAAAGAUAGAGAAUGGGGAGCGGCUGCCCUUACCCCCUGGGUGUCCACCCUCGCUGUAUAACCUGAUGUGUGUCUGCUGGUCGUAUGAACCUUCUAAAAGACCUUCAUUUGCUGAUCUGAAAACAUGGCUUUAUGAGAUAUUUGAUGAGGAGAAGUACAGACUUGAAGAAGAGAUGCAGAGAGACAACAGGAGGGUGAUAUCCUGGGGUUCUAAUGGUUCAGAAGAAGAGCAGAUUUUACCACCACCAAAACCAGCCAGACCACAGUUUACAAAUGUGUCACCAGCAACUUCCUCCAGAAAUAUUAGUCAGCAAAGCAUAGCCAGCCCACCAAACAAUUGGGGAAACUCUUCCAAUCUUCCAUUAGGUCAGAGCACCCCAUAUGGGCCAAGCCCGCAACAUCCUGUGGCAGGAUCUCAACCUGGGCCUCCACCUUUACCCAGAGAGAUUGACCUUUCUCAUUAUUUCCCAUCAUCCACUGGUUACACCCAAGUUAACCAGGUAUCAAGAGGGUAUAACCCUGCUGGAGUGUCAUCAGAAGGUUCACACUACAGUCAGGCUUCAGCGGCUGGACCAAGAGGUGGAACAUUCCCAGGAAGGGCUAUAGCCAGGAAUCCCCAGGAGUUGUCAGAGAUGGUUGGAGCUAGUGGAACUCAAACCAGGGGAUAUCAGAGUAGUAGGCAACUUUAUCAGGAUCAGGCUCUUGACUUCCGAGAACCUUUACCUGUGAAUAAUCACGUUAACAAGGACCUGGAACCAGAGGAGAUUGAAGAGCGGUUGAGACGACAACAAAUGGAGUCAGAGAAAGAUGCUAAAUGGCUUAUCAGUGAAGAGAGAAAUCUUAAAAGAGAUAUUCCACGUCCCCAGCCACCUGUUACCCACAAUCCCCUACAUAUUGUAGAGGAAGGAGACAUUGUGAAAGAAAACACGCCCCCAAAUACUCUUCGGCAGACGGAAAUUAGACCUAGUGUGACACGAACUACAUCAGUAAAUUCCAGAAUCUCUAGUACAAGUAGUAGAAGUAGCAGUACCAGUGACCAUGACAUCCCAUCAUCCACUCCAAAACCUUCCAUUCCUAGUACUCCAACAUUGACGAAAGAGAGUUUAGACCGAAGUAAUGAUUCCGUGUAUGACAGUACAACAGCUGUUGUGAGAUCUGUUAUGUCGUUAUCACAAAAAGCGCCAUCCACACGUGCAGAUGAACUUGUUGAUCUUAUCAAGGCUGUUGGACUAGAGUUACGUGGAUUGUUAGCCAGUGUAGACGAGUAUUCACAAGAACUACCACAGACUCAACAAAAAGAGAUUGAAAUGGCACAGAAAGUAUUGAGUACGGAUAUGGGAAACCUGAUCAGUGCAAUGAAGUUAGCGCAGCAUUACAGCUCGACAGCAAUGGAUGGCGAGUACCGUAAAAACAUGCUUAAAGCCGCACAUGUUAUCGCAAUGGACUCGAAAAAUCUUCUUGAUGCUGUGGAUAAUGCUAGAUUGAGUCAGAUGUCAAAACCUAAUAGAUGAUCAAAAUAAAAGACAUGCUGAUGUGUUACGGUGCUUAAUUUUUUGUGAUGGUUAAAAUUCUUCAGUGUCCAGCAAAGUCAAGUGUAAGAAAAAUAAAAUAACCAUAUUGGAAGGUGUACAUGGUCCAAUGUAUGUAAAAUGACAGUAUUGGAUGGUGUAAAACUAGGCAUUUAGCCACAAGAAGUACAAAAUUAGAUGAUACUUGAAGAAAAACUCUGCAAAUAUGCUCCCUUUCCUAGUGAAAGCAUCGACUUUCUCAGGAUUAAUAAAUUUGGGAUGAUGUUUUAAAUAGAACAAAAACAGUAAAAAAAUGGAAAAUAACAAAAGGCCAUGAUAACAGUUGUUUGUAUGGAAAUAGCAGUCUUCAUUACAGCCAGUUCAAUGCCUGUCUGUUGUGUGUGACUUGUGUACCGAGGGGUAAAACUAGACGCAUCCUGUGGUAGAGAGACACAACAAUUGAAUAUGCAAAACAUUGUUGAGUAAAUCUUACGAAAAUGCAUACAGUAUUGUAUCUGUACAAGUGGAAGUAUUCUGAGGUCGUCUAGUUUGGAAAGACAGUAAUGGCAACAUUUCAUUAAUUAGUUUUUACACAAUUCACUCUUUACAUAAGCGGGUAUAUCCUGCUUUUUAAAAAUGUAUUGGGUCAUUACACUAUAACCAUACAUUUUAUUUAUUAGUGCUGCGUAGAAUAACAUUUAAAAUACAAAUUUGGAGCAAAAGUUCCAAUAUUUCGCUACACAAUACUUUCUGGAUGUAUUUUAUUUAAACUAUUUAUAGAUGUAAAUAGAAAACCUGUAAAAAAAGCUUAUUUUAUCCAAACAUGGCCUUUCAUGGUUCUGUUUGUAUUUUAGAGCAUAUUUUAUCUCCAUAUUUAAGAUUGUUAGAUUUUAUGAAGAUGAAAUGAGCCGUGCCACGAGAAAACCAACAUAAUGGGUUUGCGACCAGCAUGGAUCCAGACCAGCCUGCGCAUCCACACAGUUUGGUCAGGAUCCAUGCUGUUCGCUUUCAAAGUCUAUUGCAGUUAGAGAAACAGCGAACAGCAUGGAUCCUGACCAGACUGCGCUGGUCUGGAUCCAUGCUGGUCGCAAACCCACUAUGUUGGUUUUCUCAUGGCACAGCUCAAAUUAAGCUUUCCUGUGGGAAGGUUGAAAGCAGUUAGUCAUUCUGAAGCUAUUUUGAAUAGCUGUUUUCCAAGUUCUUAUAUAAGCAUGUCUACAGUUGGAAAUCAAAACAAUAUGUAAACUUUCUUUUUACAUAUUUGAUCAAGUAAAGAAAUGCGUUUCUAAGCCUACAAACACAACUGAGUUCUUGUUUGUACAAACAUAGUAACUAUAUUUCUCGUAGUAACAGUAAUACUGAAGAAGUCAUGAGUUAUUGUAAUCAUCAACGUAAAAAGUGUGAAACCUAGACUUUAAAUGCUAAAUUUUCUUUUGGGUCUGUCAGUGUCAAAUUAGCACCGAGUAAUGAAACGGUAUAUUAUGUAGCUGUAGACAUCUGUGCAAAAUUUAUUAGUAAAGCUGUGCUAAAACCAAAGUUACAACAACUUGAAUAUUUGUCAGUCUUUAAUCUUGAAGUUUCAGGUUUUAAAACAUUGAUGAAUACUUGUCAAGCUCAUUCCUUGGAUAGACAGAAUGUUAUUGACAAUUUAACAGAAGACAGUGUUAAGAUUUUAAUUCUCCACCUCUUAUUCUAGUUGGGAAUUGGUCAUUUCCUAGCUCAGGAAAGGCCAGCACAGAAAUACGGUGUAAUUGAAAAUGUAUACAACCUUUCCAAAUGAAGCAGGUAUGUUUUUCUACUUGAAAAGCACAAAUCACUUGUAUUAUGGGGAAUUAAAUAUGCUUAUACAUUGCAUUUGUCUCACUCAUGACUGCCUCGUAAUAAUUUUGUAUAUAAAUUUUUCAAACAGCAACCAUAGAUGUUCAUUGAUCAUACGAUAUUACUAUUAUUGAUAUUGAUACUGGGUAUUCAGAUCUGGCUUUACAUACAACUUUUAGUCAUAUUUUACAGAUAUAUAAAUACUGUAUAGCUGUGUAUAAAUGCUAAAAGCUAUAUGCCUGGCAAAUUAAUCUGGAUUACACUGUCCUUGCACUGAAGCUGAAAUUACACUCUUAUACUUACAAGUUAUAAGUAAUGAAAAUUUGUUUUUCAGUAUAAUUGAGAUAUCUGUAUGUUUUUGGUUCAAAUACAAUCAAUGCAAACGCGAGAUAGUUUAUGUUUCCACAUCUGUACUACUUCUAAGGUCCUUGUUACAUAAAUGAGUAUGCUUUCAUGUGCAUCAUAAACUGAGUAACAUUCAGUAACCAUAGUAUACUUGCUCCUGAGGAAAUUACAAAAAAUGAAAGUACUGACACAAGAAAUUUUCAUAUUGCUUAACCUUUAGCCUGCUGGCGGCAAGUGACUCUGCCUUUGCGACCAGUGCAGACCAAGAUCAACCUGCACAUCCGUGCAGUCUGAUCAUGGUCUGCACUGUUCGCUAUUCAGUCAGUAAAUUUUCAGUGAACACCCCCUCAAAUAUUAAACGGUACUGCCCAAAUUGAAUGAUAGACCAGUCCAUUUUAGAAAUUUAGCAGGCUAAGGGUUAAAGAUCCUUAUCUAUAAGUUUCUUAACCUCAGUAUUAAUCUUGUUUUAAAACUUUCUGUAUAACGACAUCCGCAUAUUUUCCUAUUGAUUAAGAGCCAGUUAAGGCAACAUAAACAUAAGCUUGUGAUAUCUCACUGAAUACUACUCAUAUAUACUGAUUCCAGCUUUAUAUUUUUAUACUGUUGCUCAAAUGUUCGAUGUAUAGUUUGCAUAAAUGUAAGUAGACAACGCCUAGUCAAAUGCAUCUUUGAUUGUAACAUUACUAGUACACUGCAGUGAAUCCAUUUACCGGUACUUGUGCUUCGAUGGAUUAUAAUGAUACACAAGUCAUGUCUGUCUAAAACAGUAAAUAUAUCGCAGAUGGAACUUGUUUAUAGAUUUCAUGUCGAACUGAAAUUAUCUCGAUAAUUCAGAAUGUACAGUUGAACUUCGUUAACCCAAACUCGACAGGACCAGCAAAAUUUGUUCGAGUGAUUGGUUGUUCGAGUUACCGAACAAAAUUCAUUAUACAGGGAUUUUUCCGGGACCUGACGACGAGUUCGAGAGAAGGGUGGUGUACGAAUUAUCUGAGUUCGAGUUAACGAAGUUUGACUGUAUACACAAAGGGGAUGUCGACAUAAACUAUGAAUCAUUUCAAUGUUUUAGUUGUACAUGCUUCUAUAUUUAGACUAGUAUUGACUAAAAAUAUUACUGUCCACAGGGUUUCAGUUUAAAUUCCGUAACAUGUUUAAUUGUAUUUUAAAACAGAUAGUUCAACUGGUUAAACAGAGAAUAUGUGUUAUUCAUAGUUAGAGAAGCACUACUGUUCAUGUUGCUCAUGAACUGGUAUAUUCAGAGCCAUAAAGGGAGGUAAUAAUUUUUACUGUAUUAAUGAUAUAUUCAAACCCGAGCCAGAUAUAUGGAAUCACAGUAGAAAAAUUAGAAAUAACAAGGUUCUGAUAUAUUUAUGUUCAUAACCAAAAAUAU
Messenger RNA from Mercenaria mercenaria, 8055 nucleotides. Its product is annotated as focal adhesion kinase 1-like. Gene Ontology annotation, biological process: signal complex assembly; protein phosphorylation. Bases 942 to 4508 code for a protein of 1188 amino acids. The record is from RefSeq and is a predicted model, not a curated record. Gene Ontology annotation, molecular function: ATP binding; protein tyrosine kinase activity. NCBI's taxonomy places the organism in Eukaryota, Metazoa, Mollusca, Bivalvia, Venerida, Veneridae. Gene Ontology annotation, cellular component: focal adhesion; cytoskeleton. The transcript is spliced from 29 exons.